AUGGCAGAUUUCCCACUGUUAUCUGUCAUGCCGUUUGCGCAGUUCCCAGCGCGCCUCGAAAUCCUAUCUACGAAAACACCAUUCCUGCUCCACGAAGCAUUGACACCACUCUUUCUGCUAUUUUUAACGCUUCUAUGCUAUCCGCAUAAGUCAUUUUUACGGAAUGCGAUCGCGCUGCCGGUCAUUGUCGGGUUAUAUGUCCGGUUAGCGGUGGUGUACAGCAGUAGCCAUUGGGGUCUCGCGUUUUGUGUCGGCGCCGGCGCGUAUUUUGGGAGUCUUCAGGCAUUCAAUCUACUCGUUGUGAAGGAUGUAGGAAGAGACAAGGACAUUCGAUGGACAACCGACGAUACAGGAAUCCAAAACAACGGUUUCAACCAUGGGAAUGGGAUUACAAACGGUGGGGCCCACAUUACCAAAGGGGAAGAACGGGAGCUUAACGCGAGGACUCACCAAACCGGGAAUGGCUCCACCAACGAUAUCGCGAAUGGGUCCCCGAAGAAUAUCGCAAAACUUGACAAUCCAGGUCUUGGGUAUCCGACUCUAGCAACAUAUCCUCUUCGACAGCGAGCCCGAUUUACUUUCUCUUUACUAUGUGCUUCCAGAGGUGUAGGCUUUAAGUUUCAAGUUCGACGUGUGAGACCACCUCCUUCACCAUCUGACUCUCAUAUCUCUUUCCUAGUCACCCAUUUUUCCUAUAUUUUUCUAGCAUAUAUUAUUCUCGAUACAUUUGGUUACGCUAUCGCCCACGACCCCUUUUUCUAUACCCCAGGUUGCUGGAAGACACCUUUUCAUCCGCCAGCAUUGUCCCAAGAACAAUGGACUGCUAUCUGUUUCCCGGCCUCGGUCCCACAAGAUCCCGCGAUCCGAUGGUUAUAUCACAAUAUCGCCCGUAAAUAUCUCUCCCUCUUUGCCGUAUACGCCAUUCUUUGCCAGUUGUUUAGCAUAGCAGCCGUUCUAUUCACAACCCCGAUCCCAGUCACCUCUCCAUCCUCAUGGGCCCCAUUAUUUGGACCAAUAAGCGAAGCGACUAGUCUUAGAGGGUUCUGGACAUCUUAUUGGCAUAGUAUCUUCAAGAAAGGAUUUUCAUAUCCAGGAGAAUGGGUGGCAUAUCAAGUGCUGGGACUGGAAAGAGGAAAUGUCUGGGCACAAGUCAUUGUAGUGUUUUCUGCGUUUUGGAAUUCAGCGGGGUUACAUGGCAUUGGUGCGUGGACAUUGAAUGGAACGGGACUUGCGGCAACGGGGUACUUUGUCAUACAAUCGGUGGGGGUUUUAAUCGAAAUGGUUAUUAUCAAGUUGUUAAAGAUCUUGGGGGUAAAUGAGAAGGGGACACUAGGGAAGGCAGUGACAUUCACCUGGAUGAUGGUAUGGGGUCUAUGGAGCUGCGAAAUCUUCUUCUAUGACUUUCUGGCGGCUGGUGUGGCAGGGACCGAACCUGUUGCAUGGAGUGCUUGGAGAUGGUGGACCGGGGAAGGAGAGGCGUAUAGAUGGGGACCACCGGGGAAAUGGCUGCGAUGGGACGAAAAUAGUCUGGGCGGCUGGGGGGUUCGAGUCUGA
Orbilia oligospora ATCC 24927 is the source of this 1554-nucleotide messenger RNA. RefSeq lists its product as uncharacterized. The record is from RefSeq and is a predicted model, not a curated record. Gene Ontology annotation, biological process: lipid metabolic process. NCBI's taxonomy places the organism in Eukaryota, Fungi, Ascomycota, Orbiliomycetes, Orbiliales, Orbiliaceae. Bases 1 to 1554 code for a protein of 517 amino acids. The transcript has a single exon.